Penicillium psychrosexuale is the source of this 195-nucleotide messenger RNA. Its product is annotated as 4F5 domain protein. Lineage: Eukaryota; Fungi; Ascomycota; Eurotiomycetes; Eurotiales; Aspergillaceae. The record is from RefSeq and is a predicted model, not a curated record. The coding region runs from base 1 to 195 and encodes 64 amino acids. The transcript has 3 exons.
AUGACACGGGGUAACCAACGUGACAACGAUCGGGCCAAGGCCCUGAAGAAGGCGGGCAAUUCGAAGAACAAGAAUACCCAGACCGGUAGCGAAUUCGCUAGGGCCAAGGAAGAUGCCGCUGCCAUCAUGCGCGAGAAGCAGAGGAAGGCGGACGAGAAGAGAGCUGCCGAGGCAGCAGCAGGCGGGAAAAAAUAA